UUUUAACGCUGAGAAUUAAGAGCACGAUAUCGAUUUAAUAUUAAAAGAAAAACUAGUACAUAUUCGUAGAAGAGAGCCAUGAAAAAGAAAAAAAGUAGAAAAGCUUGUAAAAGGAAAGGGUAGUGAAAAUAAAAUCUCUCAAAUAAUGAAGCAGAGAGAGACAGUGAGAGAGGCAUAUUUGAUUUGGAUAUUUGUGAUGAAAGAGAGAGGGAAUAAAGAAGAAUCCCAAUGCUAAAAGCUGAGGUUACUGUUGUCACUCCCUGGCCUCUGUUUUGUUUUUAAAAAAUUGAAAUCCCCACUCUCUCUCCUCCAUUCUCGUCUUCUUCUCCCAUCUCCAUUUCCAUUCUUUUUUUUUGAGUCUCCAGAACAAAAACAAAAACAUCAUCGACCGAAUCCAACAAAUGAGAGACAAGUCAGAGAGCCAUCCUUCGACAAACUCCGAGGACGACCACCGAUCCUCCCCCUUGCUGGAUCUGGCGUGUGCCGAAAUCACCGAAUCCUCCAACAGCAAGACCCGAACCUGCGGCCCGUUUCCUGGUUCGGGCCCCUCCGAGCCUCAGGCUCCGUUCCCGGACCAGGUCCUCGAGAACGUCCUUGAGAACGUGCUCCACUUCCUCCCCUCUCGCCGCGACCGCAACGCCGCCUCAUUGGUUUGCCGCUCCUGGUACCGUGCGGAGGCCCUCACCCGAUCCGAGCUCUUCAUCGGCAACUGCUACGCGCUCUCCCCCACUCGCGCCACCGCCCGCUUCACGCGCGUCAUGUCCGUCACCGUCAAAGGGAAACCCCGCUUCGCCGACUUCGAUCUGAUGCCUCCCGAUUGGGGGGCCCACUUCGGCCCGUGGGCCUCUGCUUUGGCCCAGGCCUACCCCUGGCUCGAGAAGCUCCACCUCAAGCGCAUGUUAGUCACCGACGCCGACCUCGCCCUAAUCGCGGACUCCUUCGCCGGUUUCCGCGAACUCGUCCUCGUUUGCUGCGAGGGCUUCGGAACUCCCGGCCUCGCCGCCGUCGCCUCCAAGUGCAGAUUGCUGAGGGUGCUUGAGCUUGUGGAAUCUGUGGUGGAGGUUGAGGACGAUGAGGAGGUGGAUUGGAUUUCGUGUUUUCCCGAGACUCAAACCAAUAUGGAGUCUCUUGUGUUUGAUUGUGUUGAGGUUCCUAUUAAUUUUGAGGCUUUGGAGGGUUUGGUGGCUAGGUCGCCUCGCUUGAAGAAGCUUCGAUUGAACCAAUUCGUCUCCAUGGCUCAGCUAUAUCGUCUGCUGCUUCGAGCUCCGCAGCUUACUCAUCUUGGAACGGGUUCUUUCAGUGCUACUGAGGCUGGGGUGGUCGGGGACCAGGAGCCGGAUUACGCGGCCGCAUUUGAGGCUUGCAGAUCCCUGGUUUGCCUGUCUGGAUUCAGAGAGAUUUGGGCAGAUUACCUUCCCGCGAUUUAUCCAGUCUGUGCGAAUCUGACGUCCUUGAAUUUGAGCUAUGCUGACAUUAACACGGAUCAGCUGAAGUCGGUUAUUUGCCACUGCCAUAAGCUGCAGAUAUUCUGGGUACUUGAUUCGAUACGUGAUGAGGGGCUUCAGGCGGUGGCUGCAACUUGCAAGGACUUGCGCGAGCUUCGGGUUUUUCCUAUGGACGCGAGGGAGGAGACUGAUGGGCCUGUUUCUGAGGUGGGGUUUGAAGCGAUUUCUCAGGGUUGUAGGAAGUUGGAAUCGAUUUUGUUUCUCUGCCAGAGGAUGACUAAUGCGGCUGUGGUGGCUAUGUCAAAGAACUGCCCGGAUCUUGUGGUGUUUCGUCUAUGUAUAAUUGGGCGGUAUAGGCCGGAUCCUGUGACUCAGGAACCCAUGGAUGAGGGUUUUGGUGCUAUUGUUAUGAAUUGCAAGAAGCUCACUCGGCUGGCUGUGUCUGGCUUGCUGACUGAUCGUGCUUUUGAGUACAUUGGGACGUAUGGGAAAUUGGUUAGGACGUUGUCAGUUGCCUUUGCUGGGGACACUGAUGUUGGCCUUAAAUAUGUGCUUAAAGGAUGCCCUAAUUUGCAAAAGCUUGAAAUCAGGGAUAGUCCUUUUGGGGAUGGAGCUCUGAGAUCCGGUUUGCAUCAUUAUUACAACAUGAGAUUCCUCUGGAUGUCGACUUGUAAAUUGACGCUCCAAGCUUGCCAAGAGGUUGCACGAGUAUUGCCUAACCUGGUUUUUGAAGUAAUUAACAACAGUGAGGAGAAUGCGGGUGAUGAAGUUGAGACAUUAUACAUGUAUCGGUCUCUUGAUGGGCCACGGGAUGAUGCUCCAAGAUUUGUUACCAUCUUGCAAUAGAUUUUUCUUUUUAAUUCAAGAAGAUUUUAGCUCUUUUCAACGAUGACUGGUCGAUGAAACAUAUGGAGCAGGGGAUUUUACAUAAACCUGCCAGAAGAUUUCUCUGCUGUCCAUGGCAAACAAAGUUAAGCUUCCAACUCCUGUUCUUGGUGUGGGCUGCAGUGAUGGCAGGCCACAAAGCUGCUAUUGGGGAGGGAGGUUGGGAAAAUUUCUCCAUAUGCCCUUUUUAUGUUAGAGGAUUAAGGAUUGAAAGAGGGAAUAGAAUAAUAGGAAGGGGGUAGGGGGAGGUUCAGAAAAUGAAGUCCUGCAGAAUUCAAUGUUGUUGUAUCGUCAAAGUUUAAGUUUAUGUAUUUUAUUUUUCUUUUAUAUUCAUUUAUAUCAUAUCGGAAAACUGCCCAAGGAGGGGGAAGUAGAUAUUGCUGAAGCUGCUGAGGAUUGGUUAAUAAGCCUUAUUUCAUUUCCUUGGUCAAAUAGAUGUACGUUGAGAGCAGAUUCAGAAGGAUCAAAUCAGAAGGUUUUGGAGAGGUGAUGUUCUCUAACUUAUCCAUCAUACCUUACCAGUAGAGAAGCAACAAAUGUGUAUUCACUUUGCAAGGAACUUAAUCUGUUUAUUUUGGAUUCAAACCAUAAUUAGUUGAAGCUUUGGCUUGCCCAGAAUCCAAACCCCAGACUGUGAUAUAAACCUAUCUCUGUCUCCCUAAUUUCAAAUGUUUUUUUUUUCCUUUCUUUUUUUAAUGUUCACGGUCCACGGAUGUGUUGCUGUAGGACCUGACUGUUGAAUUUAUUGUGAGAUGGUUAAUAAAUGCCUGAAUAUGCAUAUGGACCAUAUUGUGUCUAUAUCUCUCGUUUUCUGAA
Messenger RNA from Glycine soja, 3146 nucleotides. RefSeq names its product transport inhibitor response 1-like protein. The record is from RefSeq and is a predicted model, not a curated record. Gene Ontology annotation, biological process: SCF-dependent proteasomal ubiquitin-dependent protein catabolic process. Gene Ontology annotation, molecular function: protein binding. The transcript is spliced from 3 exons. The coding region runs from base 402 to 2291 and encodes 629 amino acids. Gene Ontology annotation, cellular component: SCF ubiquitin ligase complex. NCBI's taxonomy places the organism in Eukaryota, Viridiplantae, Streptophyta, Magnoliopsida, Fabales, Fabaceae.